AUGUCAUUCUUUGAUUCUUUUCUUGAUGAAGUCCUUCAGAAAGAAGAAGGCGAUGAUGAUGGUUGCCCAACCUCUACUCCAGGCUCGCCAACUUGCACACUGGAACAUCUUGCUGAGUGGUUGGCAGGAUCAACGCACAGUUCAUCCUUUUCUGGCGUUGCUGCUCCGGAGACUGCAGUGCUUGGAUUGCACUGGGCUGUGCAAAACCGUAUCCCAGAUCGCACGAUUGCGCCGCCAAGGAUGCUCUCUAUGGUUGAGUGGAACGCAGAGUGUCAGGCUGAAUUAGAUGUUCUUGCUACAGGCAUCAAGCAGGACUGGUGCUGCUGCUUUUCAGACAUCUCAAGCUUCUUUCGUUGCGAAUUGAAAGAAGUGAUUGAACAGCUGAAAAAAAAGCCAUCUAUGGCUUUGGAAGUGCUGAGCCCCAUCAUCACCAGUCGACAAGCAGUCAACCGACGCGCUCCGUGUGUACGGCAUGGCCAGAAUUGCUUCAUUGAAACGGCCCAAAAGCAUUUUUGUGGCACAUCAUGUACUGCGCAUUCCCGACAGGGAAAGCAGCUGGGACUAUCUGAUCCAAACGUGUUGCACCUCCUUGCAUGGGCUGCUUUGCGGCUUGAGGUUCAGGAACAAGAAAUCACCCUUGAAAACGUGGAGGGGUUUCCUACAUCGGUGUUGGAACGACUAUUGGGCAGCUGCUACAUCAUUGAAGACGUUGUCAUGGAUCCCCGAAUGUAUGGGUUUCCCGUUGCCCGAGCGCGCAAGUACCAUCGCCUCCGCCAUAAGAUGGCUGCUUUAGCAGAGGUAAGUCCUCUCAGCCACUUUUGCAAACGAUUUCACAGGGCAGUGAACUGGUCAUGGAGGGAGCUUUUGUUCCAACACAAUUUCAACCACGGCGUCAUCCAGAGCGAGUUUGAGGAAGAAUUGCACUGGGGAUCUUCCAGAAAGCUGAGCAUGGCGCACGCUUUGCAGGAUGCUGCCACUGAGGAAGAAUGGGACCGUCGUGUUGAGCCUCUUGCGCAGCACUAUGGGUGGGACAGAUUGUCUGCUGCCAAGGAUGUUGUCGUGAGCAUGGGAGGGCCUGAGCGCCAGCCGUUUUUGGCUGCGCUGAAUGUGACGGAGAUUGAAAUGAGGCGCUCCUAUGCUAUCUCACAUCCGGGACAGGCCUGGCAGCUUAAUCAGAAUCCAGAAUCCGGGCAUGGAAUGGCUUCGACUGACAAGUGGCUGCACACUUUCAUCCACAACGUGGGUUUGAUGCUCGCUUUAACUUCAGUAACUUCACUGACUCAUUGA
Durusdinium trenchii is the source of this 1287-nucleotide messenger RNA. Lineage: Eukaryota; Dinophyceae; Suessiales; Symbiodiniaceae. The record is from the annotation of a GenBank genome assembly.